This is a messenger RNA of Bursaphelenchus xylophilus (pine wood nematode), 1412 nucleotides long. NCBI's taxonomy places the organism in Eukaryota, Metazoa, Nematoda, Chromadorea, Rhabditida, Aphelenchoididae. The record is from the annotation of a GenBank genome assembly.
AUGGACGCCAAGCUCCGCUCGUUGAUAUCGAAAGUCAAGAAGGAGCAUGAUGACGACUCGGUGGAUCGAUGUAUUUAUGCCACAACUGUAUACAUUCUGGGAUUCUUUGCCGUCCUCAUAAUGGCCAGACAAUAUGUGGGAGAGCCCUUACAAUGUUGGGUUCCAGCUGAAUAUACGGUAAGAUAUGUAAUUUACAAGUAGUUGAAAUUGAAAUAUUAUUAACUGAUGAUGUUCAGGGAGCCUGGGAACAAUACAUAGAGAACUAUUGUUUUGUGGAGAACACUUAUUUUGUGAAUAGAACCAUCCCCGAUGACAAGUUGAGUCGGCGGAAAUUGGAACUCAAGUAUUACCAAUGGAUUCCGUAUCUUCUCAGCAUACAGGCCUUGAUCUGUUAUGCCCCAAAACUAAUUUUCAAAUUACUCUACUCCUUAAGCGGUAAGUACCAGUUCGUUAUUUGAUUAAAAUAUAACUUUAGACCUUCGAGUCACUGACCUUGUCCAAGUCGCUUACAAAGAAUGCAAAGAAGUUGUCCGGCCUGGGAUCGAGAAGAAGAUCGCCCUCCAGUUACUUGAAAAGAGCCAGAUUAAGGGUACUCUACAAUAUUACUCCCCCAUUCCGAGAUAUAAACUGUUUCGUAUUUUAGUACAGCUGCAUUUCAACUGGUAUCUGACGGCGAUUUACUUGCUGAUGAAGAUCCUUUCCAUCGUCGCUUUAUUGGGUCAGCUGUUGAUGAUGAAUUAUUUUGUAGCGGGCAAUAACUUCCUCUGGGGAUACGAUGUGCUGAGCGAACUCGUGCAAGGAGGGGAUUGGAGAACAACUGGGGCGUUCCCGAGGGUAAGGACGUGCUCUAGUAUACCUCCACUUUGCUUAGGUCACAUUUUGUGAUCUCCGAACUCGAGAUCUCGGUCAAUUCCGAGAGCAUACAGUCCAAUGUGUUUUGAUGAUCAACAUGUUUGCCGAGAAAAUCUACAUCUUCUUGUGGCUGUGGUCUCUCGCCCUUCUGGUUGUAGCGAUUUUGAAUCUCUUUGCUUGGCUUUACAGGACCUUGUCCAUGGGAUCUAAAGUUCGAAUGGUCAAAGAUGCCCUCAAAGUGCGAGUUCUCUUAAUUUUAAUUCUACUACCUUUCAGUUAAAUUAUGUAGUAUGUAUUUAUAUUAUCUUUUAGUUGCAUCACGAAAAACCUUCUACCGCUAAUGUGGAGAAGUUUAUUCAGCGAUUCCUGAAGACGGAUGGGAUGACUGUCCUCAGAUUAAUCGAUUCCAAUGCUGGCUAUGUAAACAUGGCCGACAUUCUGUGUGAAUUGUGGAUGAAUUACGGUAAAAAGAAUGACAGUUCUGCUCCCAGUAAGUCAUCAAAUUUUAAUCUUAAUUUUUUUUUAUUUUAGGCCCAAUUCCGACUAAAGUUGCCAUCUAA